AUGGCAAGUGCAGAAAGUGAAGAAAACCUAUCAGACUUAUUCGACAGCGGUUACAAACUAUUCACCAGCAUCCAGAACACCCAAUCAGCCACCAACAGCCUAGAAGUUCAGCUGGAUGUAAAAAAAUGCAUAAGUAUCUUCGAAACCGCGACAAAAUUAGUGUCUAUUGCCGACAUGUUCAGCCGGAAUGAAGAAUUUACCGAAGUUCCUACUGAGAAUAUCAAGUACUUUUUACUUCCUGCAUUUUUGGGUACCUUGGCAUCAAAAAUCUGCGACCGGGAGAAUAGAAUGCACUAUCUUAAAGUGUCAGAGGUUUAUUUCUAUGAUUUUUUGGAACGAAUCAAGUCCUACGGAGUUAUCAACUUUGAAAUUCCUAAAAAGGAUCAAGAAGAUGAUGAUAAUGAUAAAAAAGAAGGUGAUAAGAAGAAAACAAGCAAUCUGGAGAAGAUUGAAGACAUGGUAAGCAUCAGGAAGCUCAAGUUAAUGCGUUAUAAAGAGCAAAAGGACCUUAAGGAGAAGCUGGAGGUCUACCAGAAGAGUAUGGACAACCCAAACCUUGAUGAUGAGACCAAAAGGAAUUAUUUUACAACUUUAAUUAAUCUCUACGCGCUUGAGGCGGUUGAUGAGAUUAAUUCUUUGAAGGAAGAGAAGGCAAUCUUGGAGCAGAUGAAGAUGAUAUCCUCCGGCAAGCUGGAGGAUAAGAAGAAAGACAACUACAAGCCUCCUAAAUUGCAGCCGAUUAUUAUCACCAAGAACCAGCUUCAAAAACAGGUUAUGGGUGCAGGGUAUCCCAGCCUGCCGGUGAUGACUGUGGAGGAGUUUUAUGAGAAGAAGAUUGCUGAUGGAGAGUGGGCUGCUCCUGGGACUAAUGUUGGAGGCAAGAGUCUUCAGGAUAUGGCUGAGAGUCAGGGACAAGAGGACCCGGAGGUGCUGGAGAAGGAGAAGUUGGCUGAGAAGGAUGAUGAGGAAUACUUGAAUAGGAUGAGGGCUAUGGACGAGUACAAGGACACUCAUAAACGCGGAUGGGGGAAUAGAUACAACAGGAGUUAA
This is a messenger RNA of Cotesia congregata, 1050 nucleotides long. NCBI's taxonomy places the organism in Eukaryota, Metazoa, Arthropoda, Insecta, Hymenoptera, Braconidae. The record is from the annotation of a GenBank genome assembly.